AUGAGUGUGCGAAAAGCGCAUAACUCCGGCAAAAAUCACCUAAAGAACGUCGUUCAGUACUACCAGGAGAUCGGACAUGAAAAGGCUCAGUCGGUGAUAGAUUCCAUCACCUCAUCAUACGCCGCCGAGGGCCAGGCAAGUUCCAACCCUAUGCUUCAACAUGCUGCUGGACAAGCGGGAUACCCUCCUCUCCCCUUUGCAUUCCCAGUAUGUGGAAACGCUGACUUGACCCCACCACCACCAGGCCAGCCAGGCGCACUACCCCCUCCGCCAUUCGGUGUACCAGGCAUGCAAGGAGCCCCAGGCGCACCUCCCCCGCCAGGCGGAAUGAUACCACCCCCAGGAGGUCGCGGGAUGCCUUUCCCUCCCCCCUUCCCACCAGGCGGCACCCCAGGACCCAACGACAAACCUAUCCCGCUUCCAAUGCCCCUUCCAAACAUGCCGCCUGGUAGUCUUCCUUUCCCUCCGCCACCACCAGGCGGGUUCCCGCCUAACUUCCAGUUCCCGCCUCCAGGUGCGGCGGGCGGUGUUCCUCCGCUACCGCCUUUCCCGGGCCAGGUACCGGGUCAAGCACCUGGUUCUAGCGCUAGUCCACCUGCGCCUCCUGGUGUGGGACAGCUGCCAGGAGGUUUUCCACCGGGGAUGGGCGAGUCGAAGUGA
Molecule: messenger RNA, 660 nt
Organism: Nannizzia gypsea CBS 118893
Lineage: Eukaryota; Fungi; Ascomycota; Eurotiomycetes; Onygenales; Arthrodermataceae
Exons: 4
Coding region: 1-660 (219 amino acids)
Biological process (GO): spliceosomal snRNP assembly; mRNA 5'-splice site recognition; mRNA splicing, via spliceosome
Cellular component (GO): U1 snRNP
Molecular function (GO): pre-mRNA 5'-splice site binding; zinc ion binding
Source: RefSeq, a predicted model, not a curated record